AUGUUGCACUCUACAUACAAGCCUGUAACAUCCCAAACCCCCCAACCUCUUCCUCAGGGAUGGACAGAGCAUAAAGCUCCCUCGGGACACUCGUACUAUUACAACGCCGAAACUCAACAAUCUACUUACACUAGACCAGCUCUUCAACCACACCUUGAGGUCUCUCUUCUUCAAAAUGAAUCAUCCCAAAGUUUCAUGCAAUACAAGAGUAUUGGUCAAAUACCCAAGAAUUAUCCCGUAUCUGAAAAACUUCAAAGUUACAAUACUCAUAUCACCAGCCACAGUAAGGAAAAAAAAACACCUGCAGACAAACCGAAAUCACGCCACACUAUACCAGGAUUCGAAAAUUGGGUCUUAGUGUAUACAAAGCUUGAUAGAAGAUUCGUCUAUAAUAUUGAAAAAAAUCAAAGUUAUUGGCGAGUACCAGAAAGGUUGAAAGAUGCGAUUCUUGCGCUUGACCAAGCAAGGAUUAGAGAAAAGGCAAACUUGGAGAGUAAAAAUCCACUUGACCAAAAAUUGACUGUAAUUCCGAAGAAUCAACCAACUGAUGUUUCUAAGGAAAACUUAGCCUCUGAGGCGGAAUCAUCAGAUGACUUGGAGGAAGAAGUUACCGAUGAUGAAGAUAACCCCAGUAGUCCAAAAGAUAUGAACUCGGAAAUUCCGGCACCGGCGGCCCCAGUUGAGUUUAACGAGAAUGACAUUGCUUAUCAACUCGCAUCCAUGGGUGAGGAGUAUGGUUUGGAACAAGAUGAAUAUGGUAUUGAUGUUGGUGGGGUGAACCAGAAACACGUCACGGAUGAAGACUCAGCAAAUCUUUUCAGGGAUUUGUUAGAUGACUUCGGCAUAAAUCCAUACAGUCCCUGGGAAAAACUUGUAGAUGAGGGAAAACUCAUCAAUGACAUCCGUUAUACAGCUCUUACAAAUAUGAAGAGUAGAAAAAAGGCAUGGGAAGAUUGGAGUAGAACAAAAAUUAAGCAGCUCCAAGAAGCUCGCUUGGGCCACGAAAGGAAAGACCCACGAAUACCGUUCCUUUCCUUUAUACAAAAACAUGCAACUUCGAAGUUGUACUGGCCCGAAUUCAAACGAAAAUAUAGAAAGGAGGCUGAGAUUCGCGACACAUCAAUGACAGACAAAGAACGCGAAAAGAUUUACCGGGAGCAUAUAAAUCGCAUGAAACUUACCCAAUCAAAGUUGAAGUCGGAUUUGUUAUCACUUCUUAAAGAAGAGUCGCUUUUCAGCCUUCAUAAAAGGACACUCCCAUCUAAUUUACCACCUAAGAUUCUCAGUGAUUUGCGAUAUAUAUCACUUGACCCAACAAUACGUGAUCCCCUUAUCGAGACAUACAUAUCAUCACUACCCUCACCACCAGAAAAUGCGAAUGAAUAG
Molecule: messenger RNA, 1386 nt
Organism: Blumeria graminis f. sp. triticale
Lineage: Eukaryota; Fungi; Ascomycota; Leotiomycetes; Helotiales; Erysiphaceae
Source: the annotation of a GenBank genome assembly